This is a messenger RNA of Danio aesculapii, 1248 nucleotides long. RefSeq names its product calpain, small subunit 1 b (gene capns1b). The transcript is spliced from 11 exons. NCBI's taxonomy places the organism in Eukaryota, Metazoa, Chordata, Actinopteri, Cypriniformes, Danionidae. Gene Ontology annotation, molecular function: calcium ion binding. The coding region runs from base 179 to 820 and encodes 213 amino acids. The record is from RefSeq and is a predicted model, not a curated record.
CAGAAUUUGUCAAAGUGGACUGGGUGUGGAGCUCCUUAGCUAGUCAAGAACAACUCGCCAUCGGUAAACUGCGUUAUUUUCACAACCUCACCUGCGGGUUGUGUCCUCUCUGUUCACUUUCUUUCAGCCUAUUCGUCGUUUUUGUUCUGAUUGUAUUUUCCUGCCUUGAGUGUUCAAGAUGUUUAUGACCAAAAUAAUUAAAGGGCUCGUAGAUGUUGUCAGCAACAUCGACCAGUUUGUUCCUUCUGACCCUCCUCCUCCCAAAAGACCACUUGCAUAUGCAAGCCAUAAUGAAACUGAUGAGGAGAGACAGUUUCGCAAAGUGUUUCAGCAGCUUGCAGGGGAUGACAUGGAGGUGAGCCCUAAUGAACUGAUGACCAUCCUCAACAAGAUCAUUUCUAAGCAUGGUGAUCUGAAGACAGAUGGUUUCUCCAUUGAGUCCUGCAGAAGCAUGGUGGCAGUGAUGGAUAGUGACAGUACUGGAAAAUUGGGUUUUGAAGAAUUUAAGUAUCUUUGGAAUAACAUCAAGAGGUGGCAGGCCAUUUACAAGAAUUAUGAUGCCGAUCACUCUGGUGUGAUUGGGUCUGAUGAGCUGCCUGGAGCUUUUAAAGCAGCAGGCUUCCCACUCAAUGACCAGCUUUUCCAGCUGAUCGUUCGUCGAUAUAGUGAUGAAAAGGGAAACAUGGACUUUGACAAUUACAUUGGAUGUCUCGUGCGCCUGGAUGCUAUGUGUCGUGCCUUCAAGACACUUGAUAAGGACAACAAUGGCACCAUUAAAGUUGACAUUCAAGAGUGGUUGCAGCUGACUAUGUACUCCUGAUUGAUGCACAACACCAUCUUGAUUAUUGUCAGUUAUUCUUUGCAGCUUCUCGUUGCCAAAUGUCUUUGUGUUUUAAUGACUGGCAUAAUGUUUAGUUUCAUUGUUAGCAUGACAGCAUGAUCAUACAGUGCCUUUACACUAGGUGGCAGCUUUGUCACAACGCUAGACAGAGUGUGUUUACAUUGCUGUCGGUUCCACUUUAUGCCACAUAUUCAUUUUUUAUUCCUUGCCAAUUUUCAUUUAUUCCAUGACUGUGGCUUCAUGUUGAUUUCAACCAAAGAUUGAAUUAGUUUUAGAGUUGAGAUGAUCGCUUUUAAGGACAUUCCAGAGCCAUGUUAUUUAAUAACUGAGGAAAUGAGUCAGCUGUCAGUUUUGCAAACUUAUUACUCUGAUGCACAAAUAAAUGAUAUUUGUUCUGGACUUACAAA